AGACGACAGAGUACUGAGCACGACAACAUGAAAGCGUUCGUUGUGGAUGUAGUAGCAGUAUUCAUUUGUAUUUUCUUGUGUUGUAUCUUGUUCUCUUUGUAUGCCAUGUACAAAAGRCAGAAACUCAAGAAUAAUCAAAUCCUUCAGUUACCCCUUCCAAGUGAGUUGAGAAAAAAUCGCGUACCGGUCAUUGAAAGCACGCCAUUUUGGGUUCCAAGCUACAUAGGUCACAUGGUCGAUAUUCAGGUACAACCCUCUUUGGAUAAUUUGGGACCYAAGUUUUCUACUCCAAAACCUAAACGAAAAAAGGUCAGCGAGCAGAUCGAAAACCCACAGCUGAAAUUUUCUGUUAAAUACAUCGCGAGAAGUUACAGAUCUGCUUUGAUGGUUGAAUUACUUGAAUCCAAACAUCUCGGCAAAGGUAAUCUAGUGCACGAUGUAUACCUUGAGGAAUCAGUGCCCGAAGCUUCAUUUCUCUCGGAGACGGGAGUCUUCUCCGCAGUUGAGUUGUCGCCAACGGUGCAUAAAGAUKCAAGGAAGCAAGUAGUGAGAAGAACGCGUAAGAAUUCUUACGAGUUCGAGAUGAGCUACGAGGAUUUACAAUUACAGUGUCUUCAGUUCAGCGUCAUGGCGUUUGAUGAAUAUUCAAGACAAAAGGUUAUAGGAGAUGUUAUUUUGCCAAUGGCUGAUCUCACCUCACAAGGCUUGGAUGUUACGAGAGAAUUGAUCAUGUGGAGAGAGAUACAGACUAUGGAAAAGAAGGCAUCUAUGAGURCUGAACAAAGAGACGAAAAUCAAAAUCUGAUUGAGGCAAGAAUAGAUGAAAUAGGUGACAAGCCGGCCCCAUCAGAGAGUACAUCACGCCGGUGCAGCCCUUCAUGACGAGGUCUUCGUCUAUGCAGUUCUUUUUCUUUCGGCUUUCUUCUUCUAGAUAGUAUCAAUUUGCAAUUGCUGWUACAGCAGAAUUCUUGGCGAAGAAUAGCUUGUGAACCCGGGAGUCACUCUCAAAUAAUACCAAAUGGUCAAACUAUAACUGAUCCGGCUACAAUCAUAGCUCAGCUCGAAAGAAAAUCUCUCGAGAAGAAGAAGUUUAAUAUGAUUCUAUAGUGGGUACAGUUGAAUGUUUUGUUUUCUAACUUGAAUGUUUUAGUUAAUAUCAAAAUAAAUAAAAGCAAUUUUCACUAAAAGCAAAAUACAUGAAAGUUUAAUAAUAUUGCAGUCUACGUUUGAAGAUCCACACGCAUAUUUUUCCGGCAUCAUGCAUAUCCAAACAUAUUUUUGGCUGCUGCAGACGAUCCUGUACUGAGCUAAAAUUUAGUCGUUUUCGAAUCUUCAUCAGCUUAAUUGUACAACUGGUGGUACAACAUUGGAAAACUAAGCUCUUUACUUAAUCAGUUCCAUGAACUUUCUUCAAACUUGCCACACGCCUGWUGAGAUGAUCUUUUAUAAACUUGCCAGUGUAGUGUCUAAGUUCGAUCUGAUCAUGCAGACGAUCAAAUCUAUACGUAGCACAGCAAUACUGUAUUUUCCCGAAGGCAGUGAACAAAUGAAACUCCCAAUGCGAAAGAUCCUGAGAUUAAGCCAAGUAAACCAAGAAGAAYUAGUAAUUCCACCAUCUCGACUCACACUAA
Molecule: messenger RNA, 1631 nt
Organism: Actinia tenebrosa (Australian red waratah sea anemone)
Lineage: Eukaryota; Metazoa; Cnidaria; Anthozoa; Actiniaria; Actiniidae
Biological process (GO): calcium-ion regulated exocytosis
Cellular component (GO): exocytic vesicle; plasma membrane
Molecular function (GO): calcium ion binding; calcium-dependent phospholipid binding; clathrin binding
Source: RefSeq, a predicted model, not a curated record